AUGAAGCUUCUCAAGAUUUCUGUCAUGUUGACUGCCUUUGCUUCGACCAUUUUGGCGCUGCAAAAGGUCGAGGUCAGAGUCAGUGACGAAAUGGUGGAAGCUGGAAAUGUCGAUCUGUAUGCGGCCACUUGGGAGGCUAUUUAUGCCGAAAAUGGAAAUCAAAGAGCCGUUACCAUCGACAAGACAUAUCCUGGCCAGUUGAAGCGCUGCCACCAAGACCUAAAGACCGAAAUCAACGUGCGUGUCUACGUCGAAGGCGCAUGGGGUGAUACCGGCGGUGUCAACCAUAAUAACCGGGAUGCCUUGGUCCAAGCAGCAUGGAAAGCAAUCAACGAGAUUUCGGCCAAAGAUGCAUAUGACAUUUUUACCGGAUGCUGCUUCACCGACCCUAUCCAGCCCUCGUGUUCUGUCCCAUCAAAGUUUGUUUGUGACCGAGACUCAUGUGGCUGCCAGGGAGGACAGCACGCGGUCUGUUCUACGCGAACAACAGGACAUAAGGUUCCUUCCCACAUCAACGCGUAUAUAUACGAUGAUCACGACAAUCUCCUAUCUGACCACCUUCAAAUCACCUUCUCGUCUUCCUCUACGGAGCCAAGCGGCGGAUGUGGCAUUGUUGGAACGCUUACAUCAGAAUUCGCUGGCUUUGCCUUUCCUGGUGUACUUGGGACGCUUUUCCAGAAAGGCAUCGAGCUUGGCUGCGGGGCCUGA
This is a messenger RNA of Fusarium mangiferae, 708 nucleotides long. RefSeq lists its product as uncharacterized. The transcript has a single exon. Bases 1 to 708 code for a protein of 235 amino acids. The record is from RefSeq and is a predicted model, not a curated record. Lineage: Eukaryota; Fungi; Ascomycota; Sordariomycetes; Hypocreales; Nectriaceae.